AUAUUUCACUUCCUGGUUAACUUACCGCAUGGGUUUCCGUGUGUUGUGUUGACAGUUGCACCAAGGAGGAUAACCUCAAGUAAUCCUUAAUUUAGGCACAUAAGUAUGUUAUUUAUGUCUGCUAUGGUUGAUCAUUUUCUAUUACAGCAACCAGGAGCGGACCAAAAUACACAGGCGAAACUGUUUUUUUUGCGAUAAACCGUAUUACAUCUUCUACAGUUCUCUCAUUUGUCAUUUAUAAUUUGCCAGAUGAUGGAAGAUACUAAUAAGGUUGUGGAAUCCACUCAAAGCGAUAAUGAUGACGACCUGCCACCGGGUCAGUCUUCUUCGGUCAUUCUUGAGAACCCUACUUCUGAAAUGAUCAAGGAAAUAUCGACAUAUUUUCAGGCUUCGCAAUGUAUGCUUGGUAACUCUUCAGAAGAAUCCCUGGUCACGGCCGCCGACAGUGAAUCGAUCGAACAUCCAAUCCUUACUCAAGUCCCGGUGUCACGGGCGCGCCGAUAUCGUCGAAGUACACGGUCAGAAGCCACAACAGCCAGUGAAGAAAGUGGAGGUGAAAGUGCAUCGUCCGUUUCUCAGCCAGCCCGCUCCUCUGCCAGGAGGAAGCAUCUCAAGGGGAGGAAUAAGGGGGCAUUCCAAGCAUUUCGCUCCCCCUUCUUCGAAGGGAAUAGUUUCAAUAAAAUCUUGCCUUCAUUGAAGAUGAAACCUUUUUCAAACAUCCAGCAAGAGGCUAAAGUUAAGACCUCCGCUGUCGGAGGCUUCUUCAAAUGCAUCCGGUUGUGGCACAGAGUUAACCUAAAACGAUAUGUCCGAGCGACUUGUUUACCGGCUCUUUACAUGGAUGCGGAUGAAUCAUUGUCGCCCUUGUCUGAGUGUGUAUUUCUAAAUAAUUUACUUGUUUAAUAUAAGGUCUGAUGGCAGACUCGCUUCAUAUUUGUUUGACCAAUCUUGAUGCUGGAGGCAGGGCGCUGUACAGAAUGGUUACCAGAUAACACAAACUGCACCAGCCAGCACCAAUCUGUUGGGAAGUCAAGCUAAACCAUCCUGUUAGGACACUGACAUUCUUAGAAUUUUUUUCAGUUUCUGUAAAGGUUUCAAAUCAACACAGUGUAGAAACACACUUCCGAAAGCUUCAUCCACCGGAGCAAAUUAGUUUAUCUUCGGUAGAAUAUCGGAGGAAACAAGGCAGAAGUCAUCCAAAUUCACUUUCUGGUGUUUGGCCCAGCCUCUUCCCCCUCCCCCCUAGAUAUUCUGCUAUUGCAUAGUAGCACUGCUAAUUCCUAGAUCAGGUUAAGAAAUGUACUUGUCCUUUUCAUGAUUUUUUUCUUUUACAGGGGGAACGAAACAUCGGAUGAGGAAGGCAUCAAAGUUGUGUCGAAUGAUUUCUUCGUUAAAUCGAGGAAAGGCCAGUGCCCUCGGGGGCGUGCUCCAGCUAAAGGAGUAAGGGGACGUUGUACUGGGCCUGUUGAGGAACGUGGAUCUCAAGCCAAGACUGGAAGAACAGGUGACGGAGCUAAAAGAGCAAGAGGACCUGGCACUCAGCCUGUCGAUGGAACGGCCUCUCGUGCCACGCUAAGAAGGACGAGUCCCCGAACUAAAGGAGUAAGAGGACUUGGAGCUGGAACCGGAUCUCAUGACAAGAACGGACCCAGUUCCUCACCACACCCUGCUCCACCAGGAGAGGAGUGGAGCACGGCGUCAUCCCAACCCGAAGAUCAUCUAGGCUUUGAGUCUGCAGCAGGCUAUGGCGCCAUGGUAGAGGAGUCCAGCGGGCAGGUCUUGGAGAAGGACCCCACCUCAGACGUUACACCUGUACAACAGGUAACCCCUCCCCCUGAAAUGCCGUGCACAGGCGACAACAUCAGUGCUGGCAACAGACAACCCGAUGUGGUGAGGGAUAGCGUUUGUAGGAGUCCUGAUCUGAGUAAAACAAAGACGUGUGAGACUAACGAGAGCAAGAAAAUAAUUAGUGAGAGAGUUGAGGUAGCGGUUGAGUGCGCCCCUGGCGUGCCUGACCAACAUGAAAACAACACUGAUGAGCAGCAUAGGAAAAGGAAAGGCAGGAAAAAAGAAAAGGGAGGUAAAUUCACAGAGGGAGAGGGAAACAACAUUUCAUUAGAUGGGCCAGGCCAGGCUUCACAGCCAACGUCAGGCUCCGACAUGAUCAUCAACAACGACCAAAACUUAAAUCCCUUAGGGGACCAGUUAGAAGAUCUAUGGAGAAGGAAAAAAAUAAGCAAGAAGAAGAAACCAAGUACAGAUGGUGUUAUUACAGAGGGAGAGGUCAACGUUGUGGACACAGCUUCUACUGACGAGACCAGUACACUGACUGAACCAACCGCAGUAGGGUUUAAAAAACAAAGAAGGAAAAAGGACAAGAUGGUCCCCUGUUCAGAAGACCCUGAACCCAUCCCAGCGUCAGGGUACACGGAGGGUGGGAACCCUUUCAAACACCCUGCAGACAGGGGAGUCGCUUUGGAGGAUGACACUUCAGAGGCUUCCGAUUUUUCACAGAGAACGUUGGGGUCCGCCAUGAGCAUCAACAACGAUGACGUUGUUUUGGAGCACACAAGAAGAAAGAAGAAGAAAAAGGAAAAGAAACAUAAAGUAACAGAGGACGAGGAAAUCCACAUGUCUUCAGAGGGGCCAUGUCCUGCCUUAGAGACUUCUGAUAUUUCACAGUCAGGGUCAGCCAUGACCACCAACAACGAUGAUGACGAUCAGCACAGGAAAAGAAAAAAGAGGAAAAAGGAAAAGAAAUGUAGAGUCCCAGAGGACGAGGAAAUCAACAUGUCUUUAGAUGGACCCUGUCCUGCCUUAGAGACUUCUGAUAUUUCACAGCUAACGUCAGAGUCAGCCAUGACCAUCAACAACAACGAUGACGAUGAGGAGCACAGGAAAAGAAAAAAGAGGAAAAAGGAAAAGAAACCUAGAUUCCCAGAGGAGGAGGAAAUUAAUGUAUCAUUAGACGGGCCUUGCCCUGCUGUAGAGCCUUCCGAUGUUUCACAGGGUACCUCAGACUCAGGCACGACCAUCAACAACAACAACUGGGACGAUGAGCACAGGAAAACAAAAAAGAGGAAAAAGGAAAAUAAACGUAAAGUCGCAUCAGGGGAGGAAAUAAACAUUCCAUUAGAUGCGCCUUGCCCUGCUCUAGACACUUUUGAUGUUUCCAAGAGAACAUCAGAGUCCACCAUGACCAUCAACAGCAACCAUAGCUUAGACUGUGCAGGUGACCAGUUAGAAGAUAUGUUGAAACCAAGGAAAAAGAGCAAGAAGAAGAAAUUGAGGACCAAUGGUGUCGUUACAGAGGGAGAGUUGAAAGUUGCAGACACAGCUUCUACUCACGAGACCAGUACUCUGGCUGAAACUACAGCAGGGUUUAAAAAAGGGAAAAGUAAAAAGGACAAGAUUGCCCCCUGCCGUGAAGACCCUGAACGCAACCCAGAGGCAGAUAACAUGGAGGGUGAGCACUGCUCUUUCAAACACCCUGCAGACGGAGAGGUUGAAUGUCAGAGGAAGAAACGCAGGAAGCAGAAAAUGUCUGAAACAACUCGACACGCAAUCUGUGAGGACACACUAGUCAGGGGCAGCGGCUUGACUUCUGCGCGUGAAAAAACAAGGAAGCGGCACCAUUCGUUCCUUAGUGAUGACGCGAUGGAAAAUCCCCCCAAAACAAACAAAAUCAGCACUUGUGACGUUGACACAGAACCUGUUGAAAAUGGCGAAACACUGAUGGAGUCUCUAAUAGCCAAGACAAAAAAGAAAAAAAAGUGUGAGGGUAGCGUGCUGAAUGUUAGGAGCUCAGCAGAAACUGGCAAUGACACAGUGAGGAAGAAGAAGAAGAAGAUGAAAGAUAAGGCGGACAGGGAGUCAGAAUCACCUGUCAUGGUGCAUAGGGAGACUCCAGACGACAUUGAGACCACUGUACUGAUAAAGAAGAAGAAAUGUAAAAAGAACACUCGCCCCCCUUCUCAAGGGAGCACCCCGGCUGAAGCACGAGAUGAAUCGGGGGUCACCACGCCGACCGACUCCGUCGCCGUCUCACCCCGACGAUGUUCAUCCGUAGUGGACACAGACGCCACACAAGCCGGCAACGCUGCAAUUCCUACUGAUGGCGCUACCGUGAAGAAGAAAACGGGCAGGAAGAGGCAGAAGAAUACAAGCGGAGUCGGGACAUGUGACUCAGACGUGCCAGAACAGAACAUAAGAACCACCACUGAACCGAUACCACACUGGACCCCGGAAACAGAAUCUCGUUUGAAAAAGAAGAAAAACAAAAAGAAGGAUGGGAGAGUAAUGGACCGGAUGGAGGCAGCCACUGACCCCGGGACGAUAGAGGCCCAGCACUCGGGUCACGAGGCAGAGGUUACGUCACAAGACGCCGUGCCGCCAGAGAGCCGGACACAGAAUCAUCAUGAAUCAAGUUCUCCCAGGCGUUAUAAGAAAAAGGCCCUCAAGAGGAAGCCUCUCUUUAAUCAAGGGCAGGACUUUCUCGACACAGAACCAAUAUUGACAUGAGAGGUUUAUGUUGGUUUCUGUUCCCAGAAUAUGGACCCAUCUUUGUGGAGUGAUGUGCUCUGGUUUUGUGAAUUCAAGACUCUACUCGAUUCUUAUGUUUGCGUCACAUUCAGAGCUCCUCACUAAAGGUCUUUAUUUUAUAAAUGUUUAUUUUAGGGUAACCUUUCAUUGAAUUCCUUCAGCUUUAUUUAAUGAAUAAAUGCUCUAUAUUUGAGCGCAUGUCAAGUAGGUAGGUGAAUGAAACGACCAUGCGUAUGCGUACCAUGAGUAAUCUCACAUAAUUUGCUGAAAAUGUAUUCCAUGUACUGUGUACUGCCUAUUUAUUACUGUACUGUAUUUAUUUAUGCUGUGCAGUGUUUUAUACGGUGCAACGUCUAUUUUUAAUGUGUUGCCAGGUUGCUGACGACAAAUUUCCAUUUUAUGAAAAAUUGAAUGGAGAAUAAAGAUUUCUUGUCUUA
Molecule: messenger RNA, 4979 nt
Organism: Gadus macrocephalus (Pacific cod)
Lineage: Eukaryota; Metazoa; Chordata; Actinopteri; Gadiformes; Gadidae
Gene: pho
Product: phoenix
Exons: 5
Coding region: 1315-4521 (1068 amino acids)
Source: RefSeq, a predicted model, not a curated record